AGCCAAGCGCGUCUCCGCUGCAAAACUCCACCUAACAACACUGCAAUGCAAUCUCCUCCUCCAGGCGAGAAAGCGAGCCAGUAAGUAGCCAGCCACCAUCAACGCCCCCACCCCAAUAAUGCAAUCGGAGCGCCACCCUCCUUCCCCUUUUUCCUCCCAAGGCCACCGACACUCCGGCCCUUCUUUGCGGCCCCCCUUUCUCGGCCAACCGAGGUCCGCCCGCGGAACUCUUGAGAACGGCUGGACUAAAGCCGAAGCGGCCAGUCUGUUUCUUUCUUCGCCUAGUUCGCGCCUCCUCCUUCUCCUCCUCCUCCCGCCGCCGUCGCUGCUGCAUCCAUAUAGGAUGAGCUGCUGCGUCCUCCCACAAGCCAUGCGGCUGCAACUCCCUUCGGCGAGCCGGUGACUUUUUCUUUUUUCCCGGUUCCAAGCUCUGCCUGUUCUCGCGCGUCGCGCACGGCUCUUGAGCGAGGCUCUUGGGUCCUCUCCGGCAACUGCGGGGUUGGCUGGUUGGCGGGGCGGAGAUGAGCUUGUUCAAUGCAUUCUCCAGAUGUCUUAGCAGCCCAUGGCAGCCUGGCUGGCAAGCGAAGCUCGCCUGAGUGGCUGACUGGCGCGAUUCCCGGGCACUCUCAGCUCUGCAUCUGGCUGAACGACGCGUUCACGUGUGCGCCGCCAGCCCAAUGUGUAAUGCUGCAGUGGGCAACCGAGGAGCAUCUGCAAAAGGACAGGAGGACACGGCAACUGCUCUUGCAGUCCAUAUAAAACCAAGAAGCGUCUUGAAUCAGCCUUCCCUCUUUCUCUCCCGGGCUAUUUUUGCCCUUCUCACUUAUUCCAAAGCUCACUUUGGCAUUUGCCACCGUUGCCACUUGCUCUUCAGAACUACACUGCCUUCUUCCCUCCCCUUCCCUGUUUUCACGUGUAUUUUAUCUUUGCCUGGCAACCACUACUUUAUUUUUCCCUUCCUCUCUUGAAAGGCGCCGUCUUCCUUUUGACUCGAAAUUAAUUUGUUUGUUGGCUGCAGCUCUGAGGCAGAAAAAAAUAAUUGGGAAUUUAUUUAAUCCUUCCCUUCUCCUUGUGCAAAGGAAGCAAUGAAAUUUCCAAUCGAGACUCCAAGAAAGCAGGUGAACUGGGAUCCUCAAGUGAUUGUGCCAGCAACUGUUCCCACAGGUUGUGUGCCUGAGACCAAUAAGACUAAUAUACCCCAGCCAGCACCACGACUCUCUAUUUCGUCUCCUCGGACAACUGUGAUUGUCAGUAUGGAAACCCCCUCACAGGGUUUGCAGACAGUCAUGAAGUGGAAAACAGUGGUAGCCAUUUUCUUUGUGGUAGUGGCUUAUCUGGUCACAGGGGGUCUUGUGUUUCGUACUUUGGAACAGCCAGAAGAAAGCAGUCAGAAAACCAGAAUUGCCAAUGAUAAAGCAGAAUUCCUCCAAGAGAACAACUGUGUAUCCCAGCAGGAGUUGGAGGCAUUGAUUAAGCGGGUUAUGAAUGCUACCAGUGCAGGAGUCAACCCUGUUGGAGAUUCUUCUAAUAGCAGCAGCCACUGGGACCUUGGAAGUGCCUUUUUCUUUGCAGGAACUGUCAUUACUACUAUAGGUUAUGGAAAUAUUGCCCCAAGCACAGAAGGUGGAAAAAUUUUCUGUAUUUUGUAUGCCAUCUUUGGAAUCCCACUUUUUGGCUUUCUGCUAGCUGGCAUAGGUGACCAGCUUGGAACCAUUUUUGGGAAGGGCAUUGCAAGAGUUGAAAAGGUCUUUCGGAAGAAACAAGUGAGUCAGACAAAGAUUCGAGUGAUCUCUACCAUUCUUUUCAUCCUGGCCGGAUGCAUUGUUUUUGUCACCAUUCCAGCUGUCAGUUUCAAAUAUAUUGAAGAAUGGUCAGCCCUGGACUCUUUCUAUUUUGUCGUCGUCACUCUGACCACAGUUGGCUUUGGGGAUUUUGUGGCAGGAGGCAAUGCGGACAUCCCUUACAGGGAGUGGUACAAACCCUUGGUAUGGUUCUGGAUUCUUGUGGGCCUUGCAUAUUUUGCUGCUGUCCUCAGUAUGAUUGGAGACUGGCUGCGGGUUCUUUCAAAGAAGACUAAAGAGGAGGUUGGUGAAAUAAAGGCCCAUGCAGCGGAAUGGAAAGCCAAUGUGACAGCAGAGUUCAGGGAAACACGGCGGCGGUUGAGUGUGGAGAUACAUGACAAACUUCAGAGGGCGGCCACCAUUCGGAGCAUGGAGCGCAGGCGUUUAGGUCUGGACCAGAGAGCCCACUCCCUCGAUAUGCUGUCUCCAGAGAAACGUUGUGUCUUUGCUGCCUUGGGCAACAGCCAUUUCAAGGCAUCAUCUCAGGAAAGCAUCAACAACAAGCCUAACAAUCUGCGCCUUAAAGGAUCAGAGCAAUUGAGCAAACAUGGGCAGGGGGCGUCUGAGGACAAUAUCAUCAACAAGUUUGGUUCUUCAUCCAAGCUGACCAAAAGGAAAAACAAAGACCUGAAAAAAAGUAUCCCGGAAGAUGUGAGAAAAAUCUACGAGACCUUACGGCACUACUCCUUAGAUGAGGAGGAGAAGAAGGAGGAAGAGGAGGAGGACUUGGAGAAGGUGUGUCACUCAGCACACUCUAGUACUGCCAUUCUUACCAAUUGUAUUGAGCAACACAUGGACCUGGAGAAUGGCAUACUCCCCACUGAAACCAAAGAAAGGGAACAUGAAAAUAAAUCAUUACUUGAAGACAGGAAUUAAAUGUAGACCAUUUUUUGACUCUAAUGAGCCAGUGUUAGUCUUUUAUAUAUGUACAUGAUCUAUAAGUGUAUGUAUCAAGACACGUGCCUUAUACAGACCUAGUUCAGUCUAAAUUGCAUAGCAUCCUAGAAUAUUUCACUGUGCCAUAAUGACCGAAGCUUGCUCUGCCAAAAGAAAUCACAGAUAAUACACUGGAGAAUGGCAUCUGAAGGUGGAGUAUUGACAGUGUCAGCCUACACUGUAUGCUUACAAGGGGGGGAAAUUCCAAAGGAAGAUGGUAAUGCAACUGGAAAGGUGAACAGCAUGAUAGGAAUGCAUGAGAGCAAAGGCAGACGCAUUAGAAGAUCAUUUGGGAAAGGAAGCAAUGGAGCUGGCAUGAGUCUUUCCAGUGGAUUGCAAGUUUCUUCUCUCACUGUUGAAUACUUUUGAUUGAAAAGUAAAAUAAGAGGCUGAACUGUCAAUUUUAAGGCAGCGUUUCUGUUUUGGCAUAGGAUCCAAGUAUGAGUGUUCCCUCAUUUUAUGUUUUGAAAAAUCAAUGAGCCUUCAGUGAUCCCUGCUCCCCAAAUUAAAAGGUUUUUAUGCACAAGAAAAGUAUCUAGAUGCUGGGAUGAUAUCAGUAAAGACAACAAUAUGCCUUUUUCAGAAACAAGAAAAGAAAACGUAAAAACAGCUCAUUGUGAAUAUUUGUCAUGAAAAAUGAAAAAAAAUGUAAAGGGAAAAAUGAUGAAAAAUGUCUGCCUUUGGAAGAAAUUCAUCUUAUAAACUAAUACUAUGCUGGGGGAAAAAACUUCAAAAUUUGAAUAACUGCGGAGUUUUAGGAAGGAAAAAUAUAAUCUUGUGCUUGGGUCAAUAACCAGUGAAGUUCUUUUUUUUUAAAAAAAAAAAUGUGAUCAUACUUUCUAUCCCUGAAGGAGCUUCAGUUUUAAUAUUCUAAUACGCUAAAAAUAGAAAGUGAAAUCUUGCAUGAUGUCAACAGUUUGCUAUUCUCUGUAGCAGAAAUUCAUUAAAAAAGAUAUGUCAUAUACAAUGUAUAGUAAAGGGUGGGCCAACUUCCAAACCUCAGGGCUUUGUGUCCCUAUUGGUGGUUAAGCUUAAGGUAAGAGAAAGACAGCUGUCCAAAUUUCCAGGAUAGUAAGAAGGAAACUGGUGGUAAUGUUUUUUAAGUGCUUAGAGCUUUAAGUGCGAUUAAUAACUUCAUAUUGUGAAGUCUUUAAUCACUUAUUUUUUAAAUACCUUCCUUUAAAGUUUAAGUUUUUUUUCUUAUUUGAUCCUUCUCUCCACAGAAACUGAGCAAAUUCACUUUUAGUGUUAUACCAAAUAAGAAAACGCUAUCACCUACGUGUUUGUUGUUCUUUCCAUGAAUAAAUGCGGAAAGCACAAAUCGUUUCAGAUUUCAAAGCAGAUGUUAAAUGAAAACAUAGGAGAGAGUUAAUUAGUUAGAAUUAUAAUGAUUGGAUCCCUCUCUCUCUGAAUGGUUGUGUGUCUAUGUGAGAUGAGGAAAGAGAAAAAGAAAUUAGUUCUUGGUGAAUGAGUGAAUGGAAAUUUGCUUGGAAUACAUAUGCAGAUUGACAUACAUUAGCAUCCUUCAGAUACCAUUCAGAGAACAUCUGUAAAUACUAUAGAGUUCCCCAAAUACUAUUUGUAAUGUUUUUAAAGGAUGCCAAAGCCAUUGCUGCAUUUUUUAAUUUUCCUGCUUUCAUAUAAUCAACCCAACAUAAUUUAUGGAAAGUGUAUUUGUAAUGCUGCCAUUUGAAGCAUCUCAGUUGUUUGCACCAGUCUAUAGUUAAAGAAAUCUUUAACUCCUUCUUUCUUUGCUAUUCCUGUCUAAUCCAUAAAACCAUGAAGAUGUAGACCCGGGAUCAAAUCCUUGUUCAACUACAGAGCUUACUGAUUGCCUUGGAAGUUUCUAAGUUUGCACAAUGAUUAUCAGAAAAAUAAAAGAUGAACUGAGAGAGACACAUAUGUACCAUCUUGAUUAUCUUGGGGUAAAGAUGUGACAGAAAACACUUUUUUAAUGUAUUGUCCACUUGACAGGUUAAAUAAAAGUCCCAUUCCCUCAAGCUAAAAUUAACUUUCAGUAUGUAGGUAUUGGACAUUGUGUUCCAUGAUACCAAAGGUUGCAGGUUAAGGAAACCUGCAGCUAAUAAAUAAUGGAAGAGAACUUCCACCAUCAAUUCCCCCAAAGAAGGCUCAUGCUGUUCUGCAUCUUUGUUCGCAGCGAGAUAGAAAACUUGGAGCAAAGAAGAGAAUUGUAAGAAAACCACAAUGCUGCUAACGGGAGCUACAUCACAAAUAAUUUAAAUUCCACUUUGUGUAAAUCUUAAUCUGAUAAUCAUAGGUGUCAAAGAAUUCUAUGCAGCAAUGUGUGCAGGAAAAUGGAGAAGAGAUGGAAUAUAAUGUCCUCUGUUCCAGGUAUGGAAAAUAAUGAAUUUAGGAUACAGCUGAAGACUGUAGGAUAAAUGGUCUUCUGUUCCCAGCAGCUACUAACAUUUGGCAGUUUAUUAUAUAAUCCAGAAGCCCAGUUAGUCCAAUAUACAGUUUCUGCCUUUACAAACUAGAUGCUUAAUAGGCAUCUGAAAAGUAGGACGUGAGAACCAUCAAAUUCUAUAGCUUGUAUUUGCCAUGGAAGGUUUUUAAAAUUUUUACCGUCAUAAUCUUAAUUUGGAUGAAAAUCUUUCCCACAUACACAGACAUGUACACAAGCUAGAUUUACCUUAGGUGAGAAUUUAGUCCAGGUGCCAUGAUAUAUGAAAAUGGAUUGACAUACUUGUGUUCACCACAGUGCACUGUGGCUUUCAGUUUAAAGGAAUACACGAAACAGAUUCAUAUUUCUGUUGAGUGAAGAAGUUGCAAUGUACCACAUAGGAGACACUUGGGACUAGAUACAGAAACCUUUGUGGCCAGAAUGGGACGAUUGGCUGUUAGAUUGACAUUUUUUGGACAAGCAGCCUGAAGCCAGGUGGUUCAGAAUGUGACAGAUAAAAGGAGAGUGAUGCUGUAUAAAGUCAUAUAUUAAAAAUGCAGAGUGAUGUCACUUCCGAUGCAUACUUUUUUUUAAAAAAAGGCAACCCUUCUUUACAAUACUUGAAAUCUGUGGAUUUAGAGAACCAAGAUAGCUGCUAAUGCUGUCCAGUGUUCUGCAUAAGCAGAGACUGGGAAUUAGUUUAACAUGCAAUUUUUUAUGGUAGCCUUGAAAGGAGAGUACAGACUAAUCUAAUUUGCUCAUAUGAAUCUGAUGUUUUAAUUUUAAAUGCCUGAUCUUUCAAACUUUCAGUCUUGGAACAUGUAACAUUUUAGGAAAAUAAAGUUAAAGACUUGGUUAAAUUCAACGUGA
Molecule: messenger RNA, 6051 nt
Organism: Crotalus tigris (Tiger rattlesnake)
Lineage: Eukaryota; Metazoa; Chordata; Lepidosauria; Squamata; Viperidae
Gene: KCNK10
Product: potassium two pore domain channel subfamily K member 10
Exons: 7
Coding region: 1086-2717 (543 amino acids)
Biological process (GO): stabilization of membrane potential; potassium ion transmembrane transport
Cellular component (GO): membrane
Molecular function (GO): potassium ion leak channel activity
Source: RefSeq, a predicted model, not a curated record